AUGGAAGCCCUGGCUUUGUAUAACUUCCAAGCGUCCGAGAAGGAUGAAUUGGCCUUUAAGAAGGGAGACACCCUCAAGAUUCUAAACAUGGAGGAGGACCAGAAUUGGUACAAAGCUGAGCUCUUGGGUUUGGAAGGAUUCGUCCCCAAAAAUUACAUCAAAAUGAAACCCCAUCCGUAA
Molecule: messenger RNA, 180 nt
Organism: Protobothrops mucrosquamatus (brown spotted pit viper)
Lineage: Eukaryota; Metazoa; Chordata; Lepidosauria; Squamata; Viperidae
Product: GRB2-related adapter protein-like
Exons: 2
Coding region: 1-180 (59 amino acids)
Molecular function (GO): protein binding
Source: RefSeq, a predicted model, not a curated record